AUGGACGAAUUCGCUCAAACACGAGCUCCGGAUGAUUUGUUUUUCGACGACGAUUAUACUCCUCUUCCAGCUCCCACCCCACAGAUCUACGAAACCGAGCAAACCCCACCCUUGGAACUACAAAACAACCGUUCAGCCUCUCCAAGCAAAGAAUCAGAGGUUCAACCUCCCGACCAGCCACCUGCCCCAGUUUUAACCAACUCCCCAACCCCAACAUCCCCACCCACCGCACGAUCCACCAAUGUCAUCGCCCAAUCACCAACAGCGCCCCGUAUCGCCCCAGUCCGUGGCGACCGCCAUCUAACCGGCGGCCUCGUCAAGCCCAAACUCACAGAAGAAGAACUAUCUAGCAAGCUCGCGGCCGCCAAACUCAACAGCGCCAAGCGCGCAGAAGCCCAUCGUUUAGCCGAGGCAGACGAAGCGGACUUUCAUGCUCGAGAAGCCAAGGUGCAGGUUCGACGGCAAGAAGAGGGGAAGGCCAGACGGGUGAUGGAUAUGGAGAGGGAGCGGAAUAGGAUCAGGAAGUUAGGAGCUCAGGGGGAAGAGAAUGGGAUGAAGGGAAGGAGGAGGUGA
This is a messenger RNA of Bacidia gigantensis, 573 nucleotides long. RefSeq lists its product as uncharacterized. The coding region runs from base 1 to 573 and encodes 190 amino acids. The transcript has a single exon. Lineage: Eukaryota; Fungi; Ascomycota; Lecanoromycetes; Lecanorales; Ramalinaceae. The record is from RefSeq and is a predicted model, not a curated record.